Naegleria lovaniensis is the source of this 3720-nucleotide messenger RNA. RefSeq lists its product as uncharacterized. NCBI's taxonomy places the organism in Eukaryota, Heterolobosea, Eutetramitea, Acrasida, Naegleriidae. The record is from RefSeq and is a predicted model, not a curated record. The transcript is spliced from 4 exons. The coding region runs from base 1 to 3720 and encodes 1239 amino acids.
AUGGUAAAAAGCUCAUCUUCUCAAGCUGGCAGUAUCAACGCUACACUCAUGAUACCCCACCUUCAUCAUGUAGCGUUACUCAGCGUCCUUUUAUUGACACUUCUUUUUCACACAACCUCUAUCUCUGCAUGGUCCUAUCAACAACAAGUCGUAGCCAGCUAUUCGUCUGGAAAUCCAGCUUUUGGAUCGAUUACCUUUGGACCUAAAACUCAACAGAUUUAUAUUGCAGGUGGUUCCAAGAGAAAGAUCUACAAACUAUCUGGCACGACCAUCUCCGAGUUGUUUGGUGCUGCCUUGGGUUUUGACAUUGAUUUAGUAACUGAAGCAUCAACGACCAACGGAUCGGCUCCGUCUGAUUUCGAUUUGGGCUAUUUUGCUCCUCUUGGAAACACAGCAUCUCCAAUUUCUUAUUAUCUAUGGGAUGGAACCAGUGGAAGUUCUGGAACAGGAUCAAACUAUGGUAAUACUGGAACAGGGCUUUGUGCAUUAAAGAUUUCUGAUAUCCAACUAGGAUCAGACCCAGCCUUGAUUGAGUACGACCGAACCUACUUUAUCACAGAAAAUUCAGGUAGUGUGGUUUUUGGUGUCACUAGAAAAACGCCUACCAACUCGGUGACUCUUUUUUCUGGAACAAGUACAACUACCAGUGUGGAUGGAGCAAUUGGAGUUGCAAGCGUGAAUGUACCUGGAACUGCAGUACAGGAUGUUCAGUAUUAUAAUGAUAAGCUCUACUUUAUGGAGCCUUACAAGUUGAGAGUGUUUUCACCAGUAAGCAAUCCAGGUUCAGCAACAAUUACUACACUUUCUUCUUCCUUUGGUGUUCUUCCUGCUUUUUUAUCCAAUCUUAAUAAUUAUCUUUUCAUUUCCAAUGCAUACACUGUCAAAGUGAUUGAUACCACCAACAAUGUGCUUGCCACAAUUGCUGGAACAGGAGUUUCACCUGGCACAGGUGUCGACACUUCAACCUCUUCUGCAACCUCUGUGAAUAUCAAUCCAAAAGGAAUUGUUGUCACAGAAAAUGGAACCAUUUACUUUGCAGAAGGAUAUUACAUUAAAAAGCUGAAUCCAGUUUGUGACACCAAUGAAGAUUUGGCUAUCAAUUCCUUCCCACCUUGUAAUUGUAAAGCAGGAUAUUCAAGAAGUGCUUUUAACGGAACUUGUACUCCGACAUGUUCUCCUGCGUGCCAAAACGGAGGAUCAUGCACUGGUCCAAAUACUUGUACAUGUGUGGGAUCUUGGACAGGUGCACAAUGUACCAUUCCAAAAUGUAAUGGAACGGCACAGGGACAAGCUGGAGUUUGCAACAAUAGAGGAUCGUGUGACGGGCCAGAAAUUUGUAGAUGCUCGGAUUCUAAUUCUUGGGGAGGGCAAUAUUGUCAAUUGCCAAAAUGUAAUGGUACCUUACAAAACGUAACAGGAGUGUGCAAUGGACAAGGAUCUUGUGACGCUCCAAAUGUGUGUCGAUGCACCAAUCCAUCCUAUGGCGGUCCAUUUUGUGAAUUCCCAAUAUGUUAUGGAAUUUUAGCUAAUUUUGCCUCCCAAGUUUGUAGUGGAAGAGGAAAUUGCAGUUCACCAAAUAAUUGCACUUGUACUAACCCGAGUGAAUGGGGUGGUACAGAAUGUCAAUUUCCAAAAUGUAACAAUAUUCUACAAGGUCAAGCUGGAGUAUGCAACAAUAGAGGAACAUGUGAUGCUCCGAAUGUCUGUCGAUGCUCGGAUUCUAAUUCUUGGGGAGGGCAAUAUUGUCAAUUGCCAAAGUGUAAUGGUACCUUACAAAACGUAACAGGCGUGUGCAAUGGACAAGGAUCUUGUAACGCUCCAAAUGUUUGUGCAUGUACAGAUACUUCUCGUUGGGGAGGUCAAUUUUGUGACAUUCCCAAAUGUUAUGGAACUUUAGCCAAUUUGACCUCGGUGUGCAAUUUUGGCAAUGGAACUUGUAUCAAUCCAAAUACCUGCCAAUGUAAAAUUCCGACGUCCUACACCGGUACACAAUGUCAAUACCCCAUUUGUUAUGGCAUUCCAUCUAACAACGCGAGCUCUUGCAGUGGAAGAGGUUCUUGCAUUUUACCAAACACUUGUAAAUGCCAUGCGGGAUAUUACGGAACUAAAUGUGAAAGUACGACAUGUGCCGGAAUAGCCUCCGAUAAUUCAACUGUUUGUAAUGGCAAUGGAAAUUGCGUGGCGUUCAAUAAUUGUCAAUGUAACUCAGGUUAUGGUCCUCCCUCCACUUGUGAAAUGCCUAUGUGUUUUGGGUAUUUGGCGAAUGACUCCAGAGUGUGUAAUAACAGUCGUGGAGUUUGUAUUGCACCCAAUGAUUGUCGACCAAAGGAUCCAAUUUGUUAUGGAAAGACGAAGAAUGACACGACUGCUUGUAGUGGAAAUGGUACAUGUAUCGAUUGGGAUGUCUGUCAAUGCAAAACUGGUUACUAUGGCCAACAAUGUGAGUUAUGGCAAUGUAACGGAAAGGCCUAUAAUGCUUCGGAUGUUUGUUCCGGUCAUGGAAAAUGUAUCUCCAUGAAUCAAUGCUCAUGUUCCAGUGGCUGGUACAAUCCCUAUUGUGACGUGGCCAUGUGUAAUGGAAUUCUCGCAAAUGCUCCAGAGGUCUGUAACUACAAGAACGGUACCUGUUCCUCACCUGGACCAUGUUCAUGCAAUUCUGGGUAUGCUGGUGUUGAUUGUAGCGUGCCUAUUUGUUUUGAUCAAUUAGGAAAUUCUAGUAGUGUCUGUUCGUCGAGAGGAUCCUGUAUUUUGAAAGAUACAUGUUUGUGUGAUACAAACAAAUAUGCUGGAAAUCAAUGCCAAUAUGUCAAAUGUUUUGGAAUUUCAUCAGCAAACUCUUCUCAAGUGUGUAGUGGAAAUGGAACUUGUGUGGAUGUGGACACAUGCCAAUGUAAAGCUGGAUAUGGUGGGUCCAAAUGUGACAUUGUCAAAUGUUCGAACAUUUUGGCAACGAAUAGCACAGUGUGUAGUGGUAGAGGAGUUUGUUAUGGAGUGGACAAAUGCCAGUGUGAUUCUCAAUAUUUUGGGUCGAAUUGUGAAUCUACUACUUGUUACGGAAUUCCAUCCAACAACGCAAGUGUUUGUAAUUUCCAAAAUGGAACAUGUAAUGCCUUUGACCAGUGUUCAUGCAAUGCAGAUUUUGUGGGUCCUCAAUGUCAACUAGCAUUCAUUCCAUCGAGUGGUAUUUUAUUGAGUUUUAAUGGAAGCAAAGAUUAUGCAAAUGAAACUUCCACUCUGCUCUCGCUUUCGAUUAAUUCUCUCUCGUUUACAAGGUGGUACAGUGGUCGAGUGGUAAGAGCCUCUUUCGAAUAUGAAUUGAAUAAUCGAGUAGUUGCUUCUGUGGACAGAGAUUUAUCCUCGGGAAAUUCUAAAUUGGAUCUUGUUGUACCGGCAUUCAAUGAUGUAGGAACAGUGAAAGCAUUUGUGACCUUGAGAGAUUUAUCCUCGAGUGUGACAAUUUCCAAUCGAGUAGCGUCCUCUUCCUCUUUAACCAUUGAAGCUCGUGCCACUAUACCUCCUCGUGGUAAUUCGAAUGGUGGAAAUGACAAUGCAGGAGCCAUUGCUGCAGGAGUGGUCGUUCCAUUGGUAGCCAUUGGAGCUGUGGCCGGAGUGACAGCAACCAUUGUCUCGGUUGUAGUUUUCAUGAAAAAGAAAGCAGCUGCAGCCACUGCUCGAGAAAUUGCAACAGCAAAAGCCGUUGAUGUGGAAUUGGGUAAUUAA